Molecule: messenger RNA, 1913 nt
Organism: Xiphias gladius (swordfish)
Lineage: Eukaryota; Metazoa; Chordata; Actinopteri; Istiophoriformes; Xiphiidae
Gene: prmt1
Product: protein arginine methyltransferase 1
Exons: 10
Coding region: 95-1150 (351 amino acids)
Cellular component (GO): nucleus
Molecular function (GO): protein-arginine N-methyltransferase activity
Source: RefSeq, a predicted model, not a curated record
AGGCGUGUUCUACAUUCUGGUCCAAUCAGAAAUAAAAGCUGCCUGUCGCGGACUGGACUAGUGAAGAAUUCUGGACACUCACGCUGCCUCGCAGAUGAUCGAAAUGGCGGCACUAGCUGAGAGGAUGGAGGUUUCUCAGGGAGAGAGCUCAGCCAAGCCUGCAGCUGAGGAUAUGACGUCAAAGGACUACUACUUUGACUCAUACGCUCACUUUGGUAUCCAUGAGGAGAUGCUGAAAGAUGAGGUCCGCACUCUGACCUACCGCAAUUCCAUGUUCCACAACAAGCAUCUGUUUAAGGACAAAGUGGUGCUGGAUGUGGGCAGUGGGACAGGCAUCCUCUGCAUGUUUGCUGCCAAAGCCGGAGCCAAGAAAGUUAUAGGGAUAGAAUGCAGCAGCAUCUCAGACUAUGCUGUGAAAAUUGUUAAGGCCAACAAGCUGGAUGAUGUUGUGACCAUCAUCAAGGGGAAGGUGGAAGAGGUGGAGCUGCCUGUGGAAGGAGUAGACAUCAUUAUAUCGGAGUGGAUGGGUUAUUGCCUCUUCUACGAGUCCAUGCUCAAUACAGUCAUUUAUGCCAGGGACAAAUGGCUGAAGCCAGAUGGACUCAUUUUCCCAGACAGGGCAACCCUUUAUGUCACUGCCAUUGAAGACAGGCAAUACAAGGACUAUAAAAUUCACUGGUGGGAGAACGUGUAUGGGUUUGACAUGUCAUGCAUCAAGGAGGUGGCAAUUAAGGAACCCCUGGUUGAUGUGGUGGACCCCAAGCAGCUGGUCAGCAGCGCCUGUCUGAUUAAGGAGGUGGACAUCUACACAGUGAAGGCAGAGGACCUGACCUUCACCUCACCGUUCUGCCUGCAGGUGAAGAGGAACGACUACAUUCACGCUCUGGUCACCUACUUCAACAUCGAGUUCACCCGCUGUCACAAGAGGACCGGCUUCUCCACCAGCCCAGAGUCUCCCUACACCCACUGGAAACAGACUGUCUUCUACCUGGAUGAUUACCUGACUGUCAAGACCGGCGAGGAGAUCUUCGGCACCAUCAGCAUGAAGCCAAACGUCAAGAACAAUAGAGACCUGGACUUCACCAUAGACAUCGACUUCAAGGGUCAGCUGUGUGAAAUGUCGAAGACGUCAGAAUACAGGAUGCGUUAGAAGUCUUUCUCCCUCCGUGUGUUAGUUUGUUUUUAGUAGAGGACAGAUGAUACAAUUCAGUUGGGAGUCUGUACAAUAGAUUGACACUCCCCUGCAGCAUUUUAAAGACUUGUUUUUUUUUUUUUUUUUUUUUUUUUCUUUCUUCUCUUCUCCCUUGUUCAAAUGUUAACAGUAUUUUAAAGGUUUUCGCAUUCUUGGGGUAUAAGUAUAUUGAUGUAGUGAUUCAUUGUGCAGUAGUCAUUUGACAAAAUGUGUUGCUUGAAAUGUGCCUGGUGUUUUUGUCCAACAUCAUCUUUGAUUUUACUUUAGGGUUGUCAUUUGCAUGUGUGAGAUCCAUACAGACACAAACUCAACAGCCCUGCUCACAUGUCUACAUGUGCAUAGUUACUAUUCAUUCAUUUUGGCUCUCUGUAGGGUCAUUGCAUGACCCUGGUCUGCCCUUAGUUGUUUGUAUGUAUGUAUACUCAAAACCCUGCCGCCUCCACUUGUGUACUGGUUAAUAGAAAUCAUAUGUAAUUGACAAAAAAGCUUUCCACCAGACACCUUAGGCCUUGUUCAGACCAAAUAUAGCCAUGUAAUAAAAAAACAAAAACUAAUACACAGGGUCUGUAUUGGUGUGAAUGCAGUGCUCGAGGUUUCAGCGAGAAGACAAAGUACAGACCAGGAGGUCAGAUUGCAGGCUUAUAGAGACUGAGGCAGAGCCCAGUACAAUUAGUACAAGGUUACACCUUCCCUGGUCUUACCCAAGGAAUGUGUGCUUGCA